GAAUGACGUAACGAAAUGGGCGGUAACCAUUGGCCGGUUGUUCAGCCAAUCAGGAGUGAAUGCGGAUAUGACAGAAGGACGCUGAAGAUGGCGUCAGAUUCAAACGGACCCUGGAUCCAUGUCUCUGGUUAUUGAAGUCAUCCCGGCAGCGGAGCGAUGCAGACAGAAGCAGCGGAGCGGAGGAGAAGGCAUGGCCGGAGCAGGAGCCGACCCAGAGCCGCCGUCAGCUCUGCCAGGAGCUCCGAGGAGGAGGUAGCAAGGCUGAACGUUAUCAUCACCGCCAUGCAGCAGAAAGAGAAGCAGGCAGGAGAGGAGGAAGAGGAGCGAGAGGAGGGACGAGGGAAGGAGAGAAGGAGGGAGAGGGAGGUGAGGAGCGGGAGGACGGCGUCAGAAGGAGGCGAAGGAGGCGAAGGAGGCGAGCGGUCGGAGAGGCUGAGGUGGAGAGUCCAUCAGCUGGAGAAAGAGAAACUGGAGCUGACGUCCAGCCACAACCAGGAGCUGUGCCGGCUGCAGGCGGCGCUGACCCGGCUCCGGUCCACGGUGGAGCGAGGAGAAGCUCAGCGGGUGGAGCUCCAGUACCAGCUGACCGCGAGCCAGAGAGACGCCGACCGAGCCGCCGAGCUCAGCCGGGACAACGAGCAGACUCUCACAGAGCGAGCAGCAGAACUCCAGCAGACGGUCCACGAGCUGCAGAAGGUUCUGGACAUCACCCGGCACGCCAGGGAGGAGGACCAGCAUGCUUUGCAGCAGGACGUGAAGGAGCGCGACAGACUGAUUCACAACCUGAGCUCAGAGAGCCAGCGGCUGCACCGACGGCUGCAGGAUCAGGAGGAGGCUCUGGAAGAGGCGCAGAGGAGGAUGGAGGAGGUGCAGAAGGAGAGAGAGAAGGAGGCCGAGGUGAACAGACGACAAGCCGACGAGCUGAAAUACCUGGCGGAGAGAGAGGAGAGGAGCAGGAAGGAGAAAGAGGUGUGUGAUCAGAAGAGGAGAUCUCUGGAGGAGAACUUGGAGUCGGAGCGAGCCGCUCACCUGGAGUCAAAGUUCAACUCUGAGAUCAUCCAGCUGCGUGGUCGGGACCUGGAGGCGGCGCUGGCGGCGGAGCUGUCCGUCCAGCAGGAGGCGCUGCGUGACCUGGAGCUGCUGAGGUCUCAGUUCAGAGAGGUGGAGAGAGUCUCCAGCCUGGAGAGAGAGAGGAGCAGCGGCACCGAGCGCGCUCUGCAGCGGCUGCAGACGGAGUACGAGCAGUGCAAGUCUGACCUGAGCGUUGCCGUGGAGACGGAGAGGACGAUGACCUCUGACCUCACAGAGAGGCUGGAGGAGGAGAAGAGACGGCACGCCGACACACACACACUGCUGGAGCAGGAGGCUCAGAGACGGCGUGAUACAGAGGGAUGUAUGAAGGUCAUCAGAGAAACACUCCAACAGCACGCCACCACAGGCACUGGUCCUCCAACAAAGGAUGAUGGGAAGCGGAGUCCCUCUGCUGACGUCCUGCAGCUGCUGAAGACGACACUUGGCGCCGCCGAGUCGGCCCGCCGGCGUCUGGAAACGACUGACGGACAGGUCAGAGAUCUGCUGUUUGCGUCGGAGCGGCUGCACGAGCAGAACCAGAGUCUGAGACGGCUGACCUCAGAUCAGAGCCGGCAGACGGAGGAGUCACUGCAGGCGGCGGUCAAACUGGAGGAGGAGGUCAGUCGCCUUCGCCAGGAGAGCUUUGAUUGGUCGUCUCAGAGCCGAGGUCUGCAGGCCGAGCUGGAGAAAGAGAGGGAGGAGAGGGAGAAAGAGUGGGAGGAGAGGGAGAAAGAGACGGAGGAGAGGGAGAAGGAGACGGAGGAGAGGACGGCAGAGGUCCAGAAGCUAACAGACCACUAUGAGACAGAGUCAAAGGCCCGUCUGUCCUUCGUCUACUGCGUCUACCAGCGCCUGCUGGCCGGCUGCGUCCUCCUCCAUCAGCCCCAGAGCAUCCUGGGUGAUUUCACCUGGAACGAGCUGUGUGAGGUCAUCAACGAACAGGUCGACCAGCUGACCUCUGACCUCCGCAAGGCCAACGACCAGAUCGCCCACCUGCAGGGUGUGUGUGAGAAGAAGAGUGUGUGUGUGCGUGAGCUGCAGCGCAGUCAGGAGAGCGUGUUGUCUCGUCUGGAGGAGAGCGUGAGGAGGAGGGAGGAGGCGUGGAGCAGCCAGCACACACACACUGUGGCACAGCUGCACAACGAGCUGCAGGUAUGUCGCUCUCAGUGCGACUCUCUCCGUGACCACGCCUCCUCUCUGGAGCUCCACGUCUCCUCGCUGACCUCCGACCUCUCCCGGCUCCGGGGCCUCCUCUCUCGCGGCCGCGGGGAGUCGGCCUCCUUCCUGUCGGCGUGCGCCCUGCUGGCCGGGACACUGAGACACACCCAGCGCCGCCUGCAGACGCUCUCCGAGCAGAAGGCGCUCCUGUCCAGACGGCUGGCGGAGAGGGAGGAGCUGGAGGAGGAGGUGAGGAGGCUGGUCGGAGCGCUGGGAGGUGAGGAAGAUGGUGGUGAAGAAGAGGAGGGGAGGAGGAGGAGGGCAGUGAGGAGGUGGAGGAGGAGUGUGUGUGUGGUGUUGGCGGUGAGGAGGUGGUGUUCUCUGAGCAAACAGACAACGGUGUUGUUUCGGCUGGAGAGAGGCGGCGGCGGCGUUCUGGCUGUGUGCGUCUGUGGAGACGCGGCGGCAACGAAGGAUCCAGAUGCAGCGAGCUCAGAUGAUGAAGAUGAUGAGGAUGAAGAUGAUGAAGAUGAUGACGAUGGAGGGGUGUGUGCUCGCUGGCUUCGCUCUAAAAGUCUCUCCUCCAUCAUCCUGUCCUCCACGGCCGACCUGCAGGGGGCGCUAGCACACACCGGCUCCGCCCCUCCAGACGUGACGUCAGCAGCUCGUUCUGCUUUGUCCCGCCUCCUGGAUCACCUCCUCGACCAAUCGGACGCGGCGUCCAGUGUGGGCGAGGACGUGCUGAGUGGCCGGCUGCGGCUCGGCCUGAGCAGGCUGACGCCGCCGCAGCCCAACAUGAAGGCCCUGGUGUCCAGCCUCCACCAGCACUUCCUGCUCUUCAGCCAACGGCUGCACUCGGCCGAGGUGGAGAGGCGGAGCCUGAGGCUGGAGGUGGCCAAUCUGAAGAGAGGACGGCGGCAGGAGAGAGAGGUCCCAACGCAGCGCUUCCACAGUGUGUGUGUGGAGCUCCGUCAGGCGCUGAGCAGAGAACAGGAAACCCAGACGCUCAUCCAGGAACAGACCAACCAGCUGCACACGCUGCAGCUCCGAGGCAACGCGCACGCCGCCGAGCAGACGGACACGCAGCGCACGCUGAGCCACGCCACACAGUCUCUGUCGGAGGCUCGGCAGGACGUGAGCCGGAAGGAGCGCUCGCUGAAGAUUCUGGGUAAGCACCUGUCGGGGGUGCAGAGGGAGAGGAAGCAGCUGGAGGAGAGGCUGCGGCGAGUCGAGGACGAGCUGAGGGACGCCGCCAGACGUAAAGAAUGUCUGAUCAGCAACAUGAAGGCUGCAGAGAGCAGCUACAAGGAGGUCAGAGAGAGUCUCGUCCAAUCACGUGGCUCCCUGUCAGCUCAGCCCCGCCCCCUGCCGUUACCCAGGGAACACCUGGAGCUGAGUGGAGCAGAGAGCAUCAUGGGAGCUCCUGAGGUGGCAGCGUGCCAGAGUCUCCUCUCCUCCGUCUCUCAGCUCUAUCACACCUGCAGCUCCAGGAUCGACUGGCUGGAGCAGGAAGUCUCCGCCCACCGCGGUCAUGUGAUCGCGCUGCGCAGCGAGCUGCAGGACGCCUGUCUCCGUGACAACCUGGCCUACGUCCCGGUGGCGAAGUUUCCUGAAAUUUUUCCAUUCGCCGACGUGGAGACCCCUCAACCCGUUCCCCUCUCUGAUUUGUCGAAGGAGCCGCCGGUCAGGCUAAGCACCGCCCCCUCCCAGACAAACCCCGCCCCCUCCCAGAAAAACCCCGCCCCCUCCCAGAAAACCCCCGCCCCCUCGCCGCCGCCCCUCUCCGGACCUGUCAGGGGCCCCAGAACGAAGGAGAGGAGAGCCACGAGGAAGAACAGAGACAGAGGAGGGAGGAGGUAGAACGUUUGGGAAUACCAGUCCUGGAAAAGCCUUGAACGUAGUCCUGGAAGGUCCUGGAAGGUCCUGGAAGGUCCUGGAAAGAUGUGAAGUUUACCGUCCACACAAUCAGAACGGACUCAGCUGUGUGUGUGUGUGUGUGUGUGUGUGUGUGUGUGUGUGUGUGUAAUGUGUGUAAUGUGAAUAAAAGAUGUUGAAACGAACUGAAGCGGGAAAAGUUUUCAACCAGAAGAAGAAAAAA
Molecule: messenger RNA, 4327 nt
Organism: Sebastes umbrosus (honeycomb rockfish)
Lineage: Eukaryota; Metazoa; Chordata; Actinopteri; Perciformes; Sebastidae
Product: coiled-coil domain-containing protein 171-like
Exons: 23
Coding region: 157-4089 (1310 amino acids)
Source: RefSeq, a predicted model, not a curated record